UAACGGCUAAACCGAACAAAUCUGGUUCAAUCACUCUCUCUCUCUUCUCGCAUAAGAAUUAUCGACGCCUCCACAUACUAUAACAGGCGGAAAAACCAAAUGUAAACUGUCCGCUUGACGAUCUUCUCAAUUCUCAUUGCUUAACUCUCUCUCUCUACUUCCUUCAAUCGCUACUUCGGCUCGAUACUUCAAUCAGAUCUUCCUUUCCCAGCGAUCUAGCUCGAAUUCCAGCAAAAAUCUCCUUUCAGUCUACGGAGAAGAAUUGAAGUAUGGCUUCGAUUCCUCACUCUCUGGUGAUGUCUAGCGGAAAUUUGGCUUCCGCUGCUUCAGUUUCUGAUCUUCUCCGUAGCUCGAGUAGCGGUGUGCCUUUGAAAUCCCUAGGGAGGACACGAUUUGGAGUAAAGAGAAGUGAAAUGAGUGUGUCAGCGAAAUUGAGGAAAGUGAAGAAGCAUGAAUAUCCAUGGCCAGAUGAUGCAGAUCUCAAUGUGAAGGGUGGGCCACUCGUUCAUUUAUCUCAUUUCAAACCUUUGAAAGAGAAGCCGAAGCCAGUUACUUUAGACUUUGAGAAACCUUUGAUGGAUCUGCAGAAGAAGAUAGUCGAUGUGCAAAAGAUGGCUAAUGAAACUGGUCUGGAUUUCAGUGAUCAAAUUAUCUUACUUGAGACUAAGUAUCAGCAGGCUUUAAAGGAUUUGUACACUCAUCUUACUCCUAUACAGCGAGUUAAUAUUGCUAGGCACCCAAACAGGCCAACUUUUCUGGAUCAUAUUUUUAAUAUCACUGAAAGGUUUGUGGAGCUUCAUGGAGAUCGAUGUGGUUAUGACGAUCCCGCAAUUGUUACUGGUAUUGGAACCAUAGAUGGUAAAAAUUACAUGUUCAUGGGUCAUCAGAAAGGUAGAAAUACAAAAGAGAACAUUCAACGUAAUUUUGGGAUGCCUACUCCUCAUGGUUACCGUAAGGCAUUGCGCAUGAUGUACUAUGCUGACCAUCAUGGAUUCCCAAUUAUUACUUUCAUAGACACUCCAGGGGCAUAUGCAGACCUUAAAUCAGAAGAACUAGGCCAGGGUGAAGCCAUAGCCCACAACUUGAGGACUAUGUUUGGUUUGAAGGUACCAAUUAUUUCCAUUGUAAUUGGAGAAGGCGGUUCUGGCGGGGCUCUAGCAAUUGGAUGUGCCAACAAAAUGCUAAUGCUUGAAAAUGCCGUCUUUUAUGUUGCCAGCCCAGAAGCUUGUGCAGCAAUUUUGUGGAAGAGUGCCAAAGCUGCACCAAAGGCAGCUGAGAAGCUAAAAAUAACUUCUGGAGAGUUGUGCAAGCUCGGCAUUGCAGAUGGGAUUAUUCCGGAACCACUUGGUGGUGCUCAUGCUGAUCCACACUGGACCUCGCAACAAAUAAAAACUGCAAUUCUGGAUUCUAUGGAUGAGCUCAACAAAAUGGAUACAGAAAACCUUCUAAAGCAUAGGAGUCUAAAGUACAGAAAAAUUGGUGGUUUCCAAGAAGGAGUUCCUGUUGACCCAAAGAAGAAGGUCAACAUGAAAAAGAAAGAAGAACCAAUUGUUAAGCCAGGAAAGAGUUGUGAGGAGUUGGAAGGCGAAGUGGAAGAUCUGAAACAGAAAAUUCUGAAAGCCAAAGAAUCGUCUAGUUUGCCUCCAGAAGAGGGUCUGAAUGAAAUGUUAAAGAAACUGAAAAUAGAAGUUGAUUACGAAUUCUCCGAGGCAAUGAAAUCCCUUGGCUUAAAAGACAAGCUAACAUCACUUCAGGAGGAUUUUGAUAAAGCCCGAAAUUCACAAGAUCAAGCACUUACUAUUUCUCUGAAGGACAAGAUUGAGAAGCUCAAGCAUGAAUUCAAACAGAUUCUUCAUACUGCUCCUAAUUAUCCAAGCUUGAAGUAUAAAGCUGACAUGUUGUCUGAAAUUUCUAAAGCCAAGGAUCAUUCUGAGAAUAACAGUAAAGCCAGUGCUUUGAAACAGGAAAUUAAUAUCAAGUUUAAAGAGGUUUUGGAUAGGCCAGACAUAAAAUCGAAAAUGGAGGCAUUGAAAAGUGAAAUCGAAGCUUCAGGUUUACAAUCAGUGACAGAGUUAAGUGAAGAUCAAAAGGAGAAAAUAUUGCAGAUAAAACAGGAGAUCGAAGUAGAAUUAGGGGAGAUUCUUAAACAAAUGGAUUUGCAUGUACAACCGCGUUCUGUUUCCAAUAUGAAGAAUAAGGUAGAGGAGCUUAAUCAAGAAACAAUGGCAGUGAUGGAAGAUAUGAUUAAUUCAUCUGAUUUGAAGAACCAGAUUGAGCUGUUGAAACUGGAAAAGGCAAAAGCUGGACAAAAUAAUUUAAGUCCGGAAACUAAAAGUAAGAUCCAAGCUAUGGAGGAUGAAAUAAAGAAGACGAUUUUUGAUGCUAUGAAUUCGUCGGCUUUGAAAGAGAAAUAUGAGAGGCUGACUUCUGAACUUUCUAAUGAAGAAGACAAUUCUAGUAGUGUUGAUGAAUCAAGAGUCAAUUUUGAAGCAAAGCGCAGUUUUGUCUGAGAACUUAAAUGACAACAAAUGAAGCUGGACAGAUGAUACACUAAGUGAAAUGGCUUCAAAUCUUCUCCAUAUUUUACUUAUUUUAAGGUGAUUUUACUAUGGACUUUUCAUUAGAUUCUCUCUUUGUUCUUGAUUUCUACUCUUUUUCUUCGUUUGUUGGUUGGUUGGUUACUUGUAUUAAUUGCUGGUUAGGUUGUGUUUCAAAUGUAUGUAUAAAUUUGUAAGGAUUUAAAUCCGACAUAAAUUAUACACUUUUUUUCUGGUUAGGUCGAUGUGCUAAUUUCUU
Messenger RNA from Impatiens glandulifera, 2796 nucleotides. Its product is annotated as acetyl-coenzyme A carboxylase carboxyl transferase subunit alpha, chloroplastic-like. The record is from RefSeq and is a predicted model, not a curated record. The coding region runs from base 270 to 2510 and encodes 746 amino acids. Gene Ontology annotation, molecular function: acetyl-CoA carboxylase activity; carboxyl- or carbamoyltransferase activity. Gene Ontology annotation, cellular component: acetyl-CoA carboxylase complex. Gene Ontology annotation, biological process: fatty acid biosynthetic process. The transcript has 12 exons. Lineage: Eukaryota; Viridiplantae; Streptophyta; Magnoliopsida; Ericales; Balsaminaceae.